AUGGAGGCAUUUCAUAUGUACUCCAAGGCGCUGCAGAUCCUGGCUCGGUCUUUGCCGCAUAUCAAACAAGAACAGACGACAGAAGAACCUAGGCUAAUGACAUCUGCGCUUCUCGCAGCAUUUGAGGUACUAGGUCCAGAGAGCUACAAAGAAGGCAUUGCUCACCAGCUAUUUGCAGACGGUCGCCUACAUCUGAUUUACCCUGAAAUUCAUAACCGUAAACGGUCGGCUUUUGACACCCCAGGGUGGAAGUCCAUACCAUGGUCCACGGUACCAAAGACUCCGAAGGACGAGUUGGUGGACAUACUUCUGGAGAUUCCUGGUCUCCUGGAAGACCUUGAGCGAGAAGCUGCUGAUGCCACGCAGCAGGAGUCAUUGCAUAAGCAGCUGCAGGAAAGAUGCCGAAUUUGCCGCGAAGAUCUACGCAACUGGUGCAAUUCUCUCGGCGAUGCUAGUGUCAGCUUCGCCGAAGAGUUGAUAUCGAUCCCUGCAACCCAGGAUUCCUCUCUGUCCCCAGAAGACUUUGCCAUGGCUCAUUUGGGCAUGAUCUACUGGGCGACUUGCAGCCUCCUGUACCAAAUCAUGGCCGACGACACUACGGCUUGGCUGUACUGCCGUAAAGUCUUGCUCAUGGUUCCCUUCUUUCAGAGGCCUGAUAUGGGGGCCAUCUUCAUCAACUUUGUGGGGUUUCCGGAUAUUUACGGACCCAAAUCACGGCAGCCAGCUACGGGCAUUCUUUGA
Fusarium musae is the source of this 741-nucleotide messenger RNA. RefSeq lists its product as uncharacterized. The record is from RefSeq and is a predicted model, not a curated record. Bases 1 to 741 code for a protein of 246 amino acids. The transcript has 4 exons. Lineage: Eukaryota; Fungi; Ascomycota; Sordariomycetes; Hypocreales; Nectriaceae.